UUAUAUAUAUUAUUUAUUACGUGCUAAUUUAACUAUUACCUACGUAUACAACAAAAUAUGUCUUAAGUUUCUCAAGGCGAUUCACGUUCAUAUUAUGGUGUGAGUGUGAGUGCGUGCGCGCGCGCGUAUGGACAAUAUAAAAUAAACAUAUUAUAUUUGUCGUGCAUUAUCGUUUGCAUUAGUUGGAAAUCUACUGUAUUACACAUAAGUUCAAAUUAUGUUUAAACAAUUACCAAAUUCAACAUUCUUUAAUUGAUACCAACAUUAAAUAAAUGGUCUUUUUCUUUUAAUUGCAUAUUAUACCCAACGGUUUUAUCUAAAAUAUUUUUUUAAACAAUUUUGAAAUCAUGGCAACUUGGGAAAAUUGGAAAACUGUGUCCUUACUUGUUUGUGUAUUUACUAUGGUUAGAGAAAUACGACCAAUUGAGCCAUUUUUCACGUCAUACCUCAAAAGUAUGAAUUUCACAUCAAACCAGAUCAACGAAGAAAUAUAUGCAGUGGGAACUUACUCGUGUCUAGUAUUAGCUGUUGUAAUAUUCUUAGUUACAGAUUACUUUCGGUACAAACCGUUGAUCAUUGCUGAUGGAAUUGCUGGAAUUUUCACAUAUGCGUUACUACUAGGAACACCAAGUUUAUUCAGAGUUCAAAAGUUGCGUUCACUACGUAUUUGUAUGCCAAGGUCGACGACAAACAAUAUUAUCAAAAAAAUCACCAGUCUAGUGAAAGCAUCUAUGUUAUUCGGCAGAUUCCUGUCUGGAUUAAUUGCGCAAACUGUUGUUUCAACACACUUAUUGAACGAAGUUUAUCUACUAUACAUCAGUAUAUUUAGUACGUCUCAUAAAAUAAAUACCUGUAUUAAUAUUUAUGUUAUAUUAGAACUGUUUACUUUAAUUGAAUGGCCAAUAAGAUAAAAAAAAAAGCACUGCAAUUUUUUAUUACUGAACUUCC
This is a messenger RNA of Acyrthosiphon pisum (pea aphid), 948 nucleotides long. RefSeq names its product thiamine transporter 1. The transcript is spliced from 3 exons. Gene Ontology annotation, biological process: transmembrane transport; vitamin transport. The record is from RefSeq and is a predicted model, not a curated record. Gene Ontology annotation, molecular function: vitamin transmembrane transporter activity. Gene Ontology annotation, cellular component: plasma membrane. NCBI's taxonomy places the organism in Eukaryota, Metazoa, Arthropoda, Insecta, Hemiptera, Aphididae. The coding region runs from base 348 to 911 and encodes 187 amino acids.